ACUGUGGUGAGUUUGAAGUGUCUUGUCCACGAAUUAUAUCCCGCUCCCCACUCGACCGAACUGUAGGAAUUGCAACUUUGAAAAGAAGUUGUAAGUACGGAAGACGGACAAGAGAAGUGCGUUCAGUGUUUCAAAGGUUGAGCUUAAGAAAAAACAAAAAACAUGGGUUACGACACGGCUCCGUCGGCCAUUUAUGAUUCGGAAAAAGAGCGUACCGAUGUGGAUAUGAUACGGCAUGCUGUAACGCGCAGCGACGCUGAUAUACGGCCUUUCUGAUGCAAGGUCAACAUGAUGCAUCAAGCAACUUUGCCUUCGCAGGCGUGAAUUGCAGUCCCCUGCAACGCCUAGAUCAUUAUGACAAGAAUUCCUGGUGCGACCGCGUGUGUCGGUUGCACGUGAGCCAUCCCGUCGCGUUUUGCGCGUCACUUUCGCGGCGAUGUUUGCAAGACAUGAAACAGCAUUUGCAUUUUUGAAACAAAAAGUACGCUUUCCGGCCCCUCCAUAUUCUCCACGCCUCGCAGCUGCGCGCUGUCGCACGCUUGGCACUGGACAACGAAGGUUUGAUCGCGUCCCACCCAGACCAGGCCGUCCAGGCGGUUGAGGCCGGCUUCAAGUCCCUGCCCCAUGAGGACCAGGUUGGUAUCGUCCAAUGGAUCGACCGAUCCCUGAACCCGCCCACGCACCCGUGGAUGUACUGAUUUUGUUUUAAACUUCUUUAGCUGCAUAUGUCAGACAGUUUCUCGCAGGCCAUAAGAAGCGAGCAAAGGGCUGAUUUUGUUUUAAAACCCUGAACAAACCUCAUGAUCACGCAUUCUCAACCCUGCGUUCCUACCUCCAUGUAAAUGCACACUUCACAUAGUCUUUUGUCGUGCGCUAUUCAUCAAUCCAUGUGUGAGAAGCUGCCAUCCAGUCUGAAUUUUGGCACAUAAUCACAAACUCAAUCAACACAGCUCGACGGAGUCUGGCGCAGUCCUGGGUGCCCACGACAUCGGUAUCACCUUGAUGAUAACAGCCACGGCCGCUCUUUGUUGCCUUUGUUUCCAAAAACCGCGAAGAUGAGAAUUGAUACUCAAAUGGCGGGAGCAGUGGCGAAGACAGCUGUGCACGAUUUGUCAUGCACAAUUUGUCAUGGCGUAGUUGGAUCAUCUUGCGGCACAAGACGCACAAUGUAGUUUCCCGACUAGUUCACUGUGCAUCCAUGAUGACGAUAUUGCAAAUGCAUAUGUAGGCGGUUCCGGUUUCAGCGGUAGCUUCGUCAUGACGAAACAUGUUUUCGUUUCGCGGUUUCCCAGUCAUGGGUUGUAGGAGAGGUCCGUGAAGCUUCUUUCAUCCCCAUACCUGUCGGCUCAACCUUCUACGAAAUGUUGCAAAUAUACUGUCUACUGGGUCCUCUGUACAUUUCUGAUGCGCUUGCGUCUGCGCAACCAAGGUUACAGCGAUAUGCUUUCGUUAGUAUGGCGAGUGCUCGUUUUUGCGCAUGACACCGAGAUGAAGCAACGCAUCCCCACGGCGGCAUCCACGCAUCCGAAAGCCCAAAAAUCUGGUGAUGGGAUCGAAAGUUUUCUUGCAGUAUCAUUGGGUCCACACGAGUUGCAAGGAAAAUGAAUACGUGAGUACUACUCUACAAAGAGCACAGACUAGUACCCUACGACGCGACCUAUUUGCAAUGCAUACUCUUUUCAUCGCGAUGAACAUGAUGUUGGCCUUCACCGUUUUCUUCCUGCUCGAGCGAAACGCAGUGCCCGCCCAGUGGAAGCGGUCCGUCACCGUCGCCAUGCUUGUCACGGGCGUCGCGUAUUGAAAUACAAUUUAGAUAGAUGAGUGCUUCUUGAUUCUUCGCCUCGCUUGUUUCACGCAGGCGGCGUUGAGCCUAGUAUCCUCCUUGACAGAGUAACAGAACAUUUUGAGGCGGAAAAAGAAAUGCUACGGGGACAAGUUAGUUGCCCUUUUGGCAUAGCUGGAAGUAGCGUGGUUUGCAGCGAGUUUCAGUGUCUCCUAAAACUGUGAGGACUGAUGAUGCGUGACAUGUGCAGCUCUAACUCAACUAAAACAAAACUACAGGUUCUGGAACUACUUCUACAUGCGAGGGGCGUGAUAUGCAGGGAAGCGAGGUGUUUCGGUUCUGGAAAUCGGUCCUUUACAAGUUCGUCUUGUUUGUAAACUGCCAUGUACGACAAGAUUCUAAUGUCAUGCGCAAUAUUGGAAGUUGAACUUGAAGUGGUUGUUGAGGGAGCGCUCCGGGGGCUCGAUGUCUUUCUCUGUGGCUAAUGCUUGAAAGAACAGUUUUUUGUAUUCUGGGAGCGUCGCGCUUUUGGGCUUGUUCAUGAUACGCAUGCGACGCGAGGAUUUCGAUUUUCCCAGUGAGGUAUCUUCCAUUGAGCCCAACUAGAAUCGUGACCGACUCCUUCCCCUGCAUACGCUGGUGAAGACGCAGCAGAGUAUCCGCCACGACACAAAAAGAUAAAGGAUCCGAGUUUUUGCCAUGAUAAGUAAUUUAGUCGUAUAAAUUAUUUUUUCUACUAAAAAACAUGUUGCUGUUCUGGUGAAUUCUGGUGAUGAUGUUCUCUACCUAUGUAAUGAUUCACCAACUAAACAAAAAUUCGUGCUCCACGUGCGAACGUUUUGGCAUUUCAUACUCCGCCCAACCGUCUACCGGUACACCGAUAUCGCACACAGAAGGUUGUAGUGCUGUGACGACCACAUCUGUGCUCUGCUGUUUUGCAUUAAUUCGAUUCCGACCACUGAGGUCGUUCUUUUAAUGUUGCGUUCGUGGCAGUAAGGACGCCGGAAUUGUAGAGUAGAAAUAGGGUUUGUCAUGCGCCUUUUAGAGAUGAAGAAGAAACAGGAGGUCAGGCACUAUUUUUUUGCAGGGUGCAAGAGAAGAAAUGAAGAACCAAAACAACGUAUGUGUCUGACCACUUCUUUGAAAUUUGUACUGAUGCAUAUGUAAGAGGUUGCAGUAAUACGUCUUUUUCUUUUCAUACCUCACUGGCUGAUCACCGUGCCGCUCCAGAUCGUCGAGUUCUAUCUGAUCCUGCAGGUACAAGUGUUUUUCGUUUCGAUUGAUGCUUUCCCAAUGCAGAAUAAUAUCAUGAAUGAUCGCUCCCUAGUCGAAAUCCACAUCUUUUUGACAUGAGCAAGUUGCAAACCUAGAUUGCGAAACCGCACUGGAAUAAUACACACGAAACAUCCAUUUCCUUUUUGAACUACUCGUUGCUCUGUGGCACCUACAGCUGCAAACAGUCGUCAAAUCAUGAAAAGCUGUUGACUGAAAUGUAAAAGGAAGGAAGUGGAAGACAACAUCCUUUAAAAAAAAGCAGUACGUACUGAAAAGUAUUUUGAUUUCACGUCACUUUCAGGCUACGACCAACGUGUCUGUGAUGCUGUUCUGGCGCCUCUUGAUUGCUUCCAUCGUCAUGCUGGUCGGCGGGUUCUGCGGUGAGGUCGGCGCCUGCUCCGUGUUGGUCGGCUUCGUGGUCGGCAUGUUGGGCUGGUUGUACAUCCUGUUCGAGGUCUUCUGCGGGGAGGCGGGCGCGAUCGUAUCCUGUGCAAAAGUAUCGUACUCGUACUAAUUGCAAAUAUGCAUGACAAAUCUUCUUCUUAAGGUAAAACAGCAUUACAAAUUCGAUUUCUCUUCUUGCCAUAAUUUGUAAUGCAAUUUAUGCUAGUGCGAUGCUUUUGCAAUGCAUAGAUCGCCGGCAACGCCAACUCCAAGGCCUGCGCGUCCGCGUUCAACACCCUGUAUCCUGAGUGAAAACGUCCCCACACCAGAGUUGUCAUGCAGAUUUGCCAUGACAGGAACAGUUGUGAUGCGCAACCCCAUGACAGGCAUUUUCAAUCGUGUUUGGGAACUUUCAGCAGAUCGAUUUGUGAUGCGGCUUUCCUUGCUAACUGCACUACCUUACGGACUGAAACUUGUCACGCGUGACUCCCAAAAGUUCUAGGCUUGUGCUGCAAAGUCCCCAUCUUGACUCUGGUGUGGGGACGUUUUUAAUCAGGACGCCCUGCGCUUGAUCGUCUCCGUGGGCUGGGCCAUCUACCCGAUCGGCUACUACAUGGUCUACUUGGGCCCGACCUUCUCCUACCACGCCGACUCCGUCGUCAACAUCAUCUACAACUUGGCUGGUAAGUAGUUAGAUAGCGCUACAACAACGUUGCAAGGAUAGAAUCACGUUGUUGUGCCAUGCUCUGCUCUACAAUUUUUUGUCGCCCCGAGUUGUAAGGAGGUGUUUCUUGCGUUAUGCAGUGAUGUGGGUUCCUAAUUCUAUGCUUUAUUCAGUUCUGGAUCAAAAAAAAACCAACACAGAUUUCGUCAACAAGGGUGCCUUCGGCCUGUGCAUCUGGGCCGCCGCCUAUGUAGUGUAACCCGUGGUCUGGAUCUGGAAGCAAAGCGGGCAAAAUUUUCACAUUGCGUGACAGCUGUAUAUAAAUCUUGCCGAAAAUGACAUUGGUGUUGCUGGUCUCUCGCUCACGAGGUUGCGAUUGGCAACAUUUCUGCUUGGGCCCCUUCAGGGCUCGUCCGCUACCGUAACAUCAUGCAACUUCUGUCACGCACAGUGCAGGUUGAAAUUGAAACUGCAAGUGAUGCCGGGCAUCACAGUGCAGGUUGAAAUGAAACCGUAAACCCUAAACCCCUGUCACGCUCAUGCAUUGAUUGCCGGGCAAGGGCAAACCGCUUUUAUGAUUUGCUGUUGUACAUCAAUUGUGUCUGUCAGUAUCCGCUUCCUAGAAAAAACCAGACCCGCUCGUCCCACUGCAUACGCGGAAGUCGGACGUGAAGAAGGGCCUCCUGGCUUAAGUGCGCUUGCAGCUCAGCGUCAGAGUUUUAGUACGCACACCGCCAUGAACGAAUUCACUAAAAUGUAGAUGUAGAAACAGAGCAACGUGCAAUGUCGCUUUUAUUUUUACCACGCACGGCGUAGAAGUAUCUACCAUAUGAAACAAACCAUAACACGUGGCAAAAGCGAAGGACUGCGAGCAACGGCACGCGAUGCUGCUCAUGACAAUAUCAUGCGGCGGAAAGGAAAUUAGGAGUUGGAAAAUAAGUAACCACUUGAUAGCACAUUACUUUCUCAAGUUUCGUUGAUGCGAACAGUACAUCAAUCAGGAUAAGACCCUUUUUACUAGUUGUAGUUGUUUCUCAACUACCAUCCAGGCGGAAAACUACGUUCUCUGUACUUUUGGAACGCCAGAACGUAGAAGACCACGCUCUGAUCUACUUAUGAACCAGGGCACAUGCAAACGUGGUCACUAGUGAAAGGGACCAGAACGAGUCAGUGAUCAAUAGUAUCCAGCGGAAAAGUCUCCGUCCCGCCACAGAAGUAGGUCCGUAAUCCGCCGUCCGUGCGGCUAGCAGCACUUGUUUGCAAGACGGUAGAAAAGUUCUUCAGCAGUAGGCCAACCAGCUGCGGAAAUUUGAAAGAAGGGCCGCACUUACUAGGGCUUUUGGGGAUGGCGACUUUCGCGCUGGAUACACAUUGGCAACAGCAAGUCAGCACCUAUCAGAAUCAUUUUACCAGUUUAGAAUCAGGAAUAGAACCAAUAAGUUUUGUGAAGGUUUAGCAAUUAGGUUUCAAAUUUUUACACUUGCGCACCUGCAAGAAAAACAGAACUGCGCUUGCGCAAGUCGAAGUUGGGCAUCAGUUAUUGGAGCCCGCAGGUGCAGGAAAUUUCGAAGUACAGAAACACGCCCACACCUGUCGCUUUAUCGGCCGACAAUUUUAUUACACUGCGCCUCUAGGACUGCAUGCAGACGCACUGGAAGCAUAAGUUGAUGAGACGAACCUGCAUCACGCUACACAGUCGGGACGGGAGAAGAGGCAUGAUAGGCAGCGUGUGCGGUAUUUUUACCUCUCGAAAUUUUCUCGUUAGACAGUAUGGGUUGAUGAUUAUCAUUAAGCACAACUACAGGAUAAUUGUAAGGGAUCCUCAUUACGUUCAAAUCUGGAGGACCAUAUCCUCAUCUCAUGUAGAAUCACAGUAUCAUCUAUAUCGGACCGCAUAGCAGAAAAAGAAGGACCCUGACCCGUUGCUGCGGGAGGUACGCAAAGCACUCAUACACCCCCGCCUCUUUCAGACUGGUCUUGGCACUGUAGGGAUGAGAAUGAAUAACAAGUAAACCUGAAAUGUGUGUUGAACCGAUCAUGCUGAAAUUUUUGUACAGAAGAAGUGCUGGUGACUCGCAGCCAUCUGUUAAAGCCUGCGCAAAGUUGCAGACAAAUUUGCACCACAGCAGUCGGGGCAAUCAUGUUGCCAGCCUCUCAUCUUGCAUGACGACAAUGUAGGCGGGGGUAUGUUUGUCAAUCAUACAGGAUACGCCAUAUGUAGAAAACAUUCAGGGAUUCUCGAACACUACUAUCGAAUGCAAAUAUACCGGGUUUCGCGACAAGAUAGCACCUCGUCAGCAUGAUCUUGUAUUGCGAGAGAAAAGUUCACAUUUGCGAUAUGCCGAUGCAAAUUUCAUCAUACCUUUAGUGGUGCUGAAAACACAUGAUUUUCUUGUCGGGAAAUGAGGCAUAUUUUCUCCAUGCAUAAUCAGCAACACACUGCAAAAGUUGUAGCCCAUUGCGUAGGCUGACGACGGUUGCAGCCGAGAGCUAUGCUACAGGUCGCAGAUUUGACACAUGCGUGAACAUGAUAAGUUUUCCGAAACAGCAAACGACGGUAAAACACAUCAAAAAACACAUUUUUUAAUACUUAUAAAGAGAGCGCAACAAAGCGGCGUCUCCUGCAAGAAGUUCCAUGAUUCUUGCAUCGCCCGCUCGAGCACGAGGCUCCUUUGUGGUGCUAUCGAAUAGUGGCGCUGCACGUUCAACCUCGGUGCUGUGUUGCUCUUUUUGUGUCAAAUACUUGCUUGGCCUCAUUGCUUUGUGAUUGUCGUAUACUGCUUACUGUUUGACAGCGUUUGCAAUAUGUUUUGCAUGUAAAUGAGUGACCGAAGUCAGACGUAGAAGUGGAAUUUUCUUUCGCUCUGUCCCUGCCGUCAGCGUGAUAUCUC
Messenger RNA from Amoebophrya sp. A120, 6997 nucleotides. The record is from the annotation of a GenBank genome assembly. NCBI's taxonomy places the organism in Eukaryota, Dinophyceae, Syndiniales, Amoebophryaceae.